This is a messenger RNA of Lycium ferocissimum, 3657 nucleotides long. RefSeq names its product rust resistance kinase Lr10-like. Gene Ontology annotation, biological process: protein phosphorylation. Bases 1653 to 2657 code for a protein of 334 amino acids. The record is from RefSeq and is a predicted model, not a curated record. Gene Ontology annotation, molecular function: protein kinase activity; ATP binding. The transcript is spliced from 2 exons. Lineage: Eukaryota; Viridiplantae; Streptophyta; Magnoliopsida; Solanales; Solanaceae.
CUACAGUCUUAUUCUGUUCUUUGUGGAGAAAAUAUCAUGCAUAACAUUUACUCAAUUCGAACUUGCACCACUUUCAAAACUGCUUCCAACCUCACUGCUAAAUUGGCUUCCCUCUGCAGUAGUCCGCAUGUUUAUCAUGCAAGAUAGCUACCACGGCUGUAAAACAAUUGAUAGGUGUAUGUGUUGACUGAACCAAUUCCCAGUCAACGCACUCAAACUUUUAUAAAAAUCCAGUCGACAAACAAAACACAAAAAGGGGUGGAAAAAAAAAAAAAGAGACAACGACUAAUCAUAGACAACUUUUGACUUUUAGCCUGGACUCUAUCUAAUUCCCGGCCAGAUCAACUAUUGAUUCAAGAAAGCAACCACAUUAGCCGAUGAUAGUAAAAAAGACAGAACAAAAUCAUCAUAGUCAAUUUGCAGAUAAAAUGUUUGUAAAAAAGCUCUGGAUUGCUACUCUUGUACUACUUGUAAUCUGCACAAACAUAUCCAAAGCCCAAAAUAUUACUCAGUGUUCUUCUUCUUGUGGUGAUAUUCAUAACAUCAACUUUCCUUUUCGAUUCAAAGCUGAUCCAAAGAAUUGUGGAGAUUCAAGGUUUGAGCUUGAUUGACAGAACAAUCGUACUGUCAUAAGUUUGAAUUCACGAAAAUAUAACGUGCUCGAAAUCAACUAUGAUGAAUUCUUGAUCAGGGCAAUUGACCCUGGUUUGGAGAAUCAGAGCAAGAACUGUACUUCGUUUCCCAAUUAUUUCACCACCACUUAUCCUAGUUCCUCAACUUUUGGCGAUAUUGAUCCGAUUAUUCCCGUUAUAUAUGUCAAUUGUUUAGCCACUGUAAAUUCUUCGCGCUAUGUGAAAACUACUUUCUGUGGAUCACAGAACAAGACUUUAAAUUCUUCCCAAAGUCAUAGCUAUGUGGCCAUUGGACAAGACAUGUCGAUUUCGGAUUUGGCUGAGAGUUGCAGAGUGGAAAUGGUAGCUUGGGCCUCAGCUCAUGGGCUUUCAGGGGACAAUACUUCCCUAUCGGGCAUUGAGGGUGCCCUGAGUUAUGGAUUUGAGCUUUCUUGGAAGCGUACCUUCUUGUGUAGAGAAUGUGAAGCGAGGCAAGACAACACCUGUUUUGCUGAAGGUGAUGGCUUUAGUUGCAGGCACCGAUGCUACGAUGACACGGGGAUAGAUCUUCCCCUCCCUUGCAGCAUCCACUACUAUGGCGGUACGUAUGAGAUACUGAAGUGCUAUAACUUCAUUACACUAAGCAUUCCUUUGAAAGGAGACCGUUAAAGCAAUAUGUUUUACAGUAUAAUCCCCCUUCAAGUCUUUAUACAAUUUGUUUCCUCUAACGUAAUUUUUCCGUUGUGAUUUGCCCAUUUUGACAGUUCUUACUAUAUUGUACGGUGGAAUAGUUAUAGGUGAGUCUUCUUUCAACAAGGAUAAGAAUUCUUGGUACACUCUGAAUUCUGAAAAUGAAAAUAAUAGCUUUGAAGCUUUUACUCAAGCCCCUUUACCCUAGGAAAAUGGAUGUGGUUUUCUUACUAAUUCCUUCCAUUUUCUUUUUCAAAUUAUGCAGUUUCACUUCUGUCAUUCCGAUUUUUCUGUGGAUUCAUUUUCCUGAUUGCAUUAGUAGUGUAUAAAUGGAGAAGACGACACUUCUCUAUGUAUCAAUCAAUUGAAGACUUCCUGCAAAUCCAAAGCAACCUCUUGACAAUUAAAUACUCCUACUCUGAGAUUAAGAAGAUGACUAAUAAAUUCAAGGAGAAACUAGGAGAAGGAGCUUAUGGAACUGUCUUUAAAGGAAAGCUGCGUAGUGGUCCUUUUGUUGCAGUGAAGAUGAUGCACAAAUCUAUGGCGAGUGGGCAAGAAUUUAUUAGUGAAGUUUCCACAAUUGGAAGGAUUCACCAUGUUAAUGUCGUGCAGCUCAUUGGAUUCUGUGUUGAAGGCUCAAAACGUGCUUUGAUAUAUGAGUUCAUGAUCAAUGGUUCCUUGGACAAGUACAUAUUUCUGCAAGAAGGAACUGUUUCCUUGACUUACAAGCAAAUGUUCAACAUAUCUCUUGGAGUGGCCCGUGGCAUAGACUACUUACAUCGGGGCUGUGACAUGCAGAUCUUACAUUUUGAUAUUAAGCCUCACAACAUUCUUCUUGAUGAAAAUUUCAAUCCCAAAAUAUCUGACUUUGGGCUUGCAAAAUUGUACCCGACAGAUGAUAGUAUUGUGAGUAUCACUGCAGCAAGAGGGACAAUGGGUUACAUGGCUCCAGAGUUGUUUUAUAAAAACAUUGGAGGAGUGUCAUACAAAGCCGACGUAUAUAGUUAUGGCAUGUUAUUGAUGGAAAUGGCAGGCAGAAGGAAGAACAUGAACCCAUUUGAGGACCACUUGAGCCAAAUUUACUUUCCUACAUGGGUUUACGACCAAUUUAAUGAAGGAAAUGAUAUAGAGAUGCAGGAUGCAAGCGAGGAAGAUAGGAGGUUUGUCAAGAAGAUGAUGAUUGUGGCUUUGUGGUGCAUACAAAUGAAGCCUGCUGAUCGUCCUGCCAUGAACAAAGUUGUUGAAAUGCUUGAAGGAGAUGUUGAACUCCUACAGAUGCCCCCAAGACCUUUUAUAGCUCCUCGUGAGAUUGCUGGAGAUGGUUUUGAGACAAUAAGAAUUUCCAGUGACAUAUAGGUGACUACUCACUGUUCUGUGCAAACUAUGGUCAUAAUUUACUUAAUUUCUGAUUUAGUUCAUGACGUCCAAUAUCUAUCAGAAGAACUCAAUCUCAGCCCACAAGUAGUCAUUUCGGUGAGACUAUUUCCUCCUUGGUUUUAAUGGUAAGUAUUUGAGUUUAAUAUGAUGCUUUAGUAAAGUGUAUAUUAGUUUUCAUAUUGGUGUUGUAAAUUAUUGGAAAAGGUAAAUAUCAAGCAUAGAUGCAUCAAACAAGGAAAUGAUUACACCUUCAAAUUUUCGUGUACGCGGAUUGUCUUUAUGGAGUGAGAACAUCUUGUUUUUCUCAGGAGAAGCAAUUUCUUGGUAAAAAAUCCCUUUAAGAGGAUAACCUGAAUUUAAACUUGCCACAGCUCAUACAAGCGAAAUCAUUAAGGGUUACUGCAUCAUCUUCACUCCUUCCAGCACCAUUGGGACUACUACUGUGAUGGAGAGCCUGAUAGGUAUCACUGAGCACAUGCAUUUUGUAGUAGAAAACUUAUCAGCAUCACCUUCUACACACCAUUUAAUCACAGUUAUGUUGGCAUGGCCUUCUUUAGUAGUUAGGAAGAAAUUUGUAAGGCAGAAAUAUAUUGUAUCCCCCACCACAGAAGCCGAGCAAAUAAAGCUUCUAAUUUUUGCAUGUUAAAUCUUAGUUAUCAUCCCAGGUUAUCAGACUGAUGAAUGGUUGAUGAUUAAACUACCACAUCAAUGGCAUUAAGUUUCCUUUUAAAAGGUAUCUCCUUGGCUAGAUUGAGGCCCUAAUCUCAAUUAAACUGAAGUGUAUUUCCUUGCAAACAAUUACCUUGGUGGCUACUUGAUUUGAUUUUGAUUCAUUUCCUCCUAUAUUUGUCUGAAUAUUUGGGUGAUCCGUAUAUUUUGCUGGCGUCUAUGAGAAGAGAAAGCAAGGUGCUGCACCUACAUAUAGAAAACGAAAUGUGUAUGGACUUUAGCAGCAUUCCUAACCAUCUUUUCGAUGAUA